Agrilus planipennis (emerald ash borer) is the source of this 1847-nucleotide messenger RNA. Its product is annotated as hornerin-like. Bases 10 to 1683 code for a protein of 557 amino acids. NCBI's taxonomy places the organism in Eukaryota, Metazoa, Arthropoda, Insecta, Coleoptera, Buprestidae. The record is from RefSeq and is a predicted model, not a curated record. The transcript has a single exon.
CAAUCGUUUAUGUACGUAUGUGUGGCUAACAGCAAAAUGUGGUUCUUAUUCCUUUUGUUUUUCUCGACGGCGUCUUCCAAUGCUAUCAUGCAGACCAAAGGAUACGUAAAGAGAACUACCCUCGAAGAUUCUGUGUCUUCUUCGUCAGGUUACAAGUAUGACGUUGCCGAAGGACCUGGACAGCAAAAUGGACAGUUCGGAGCACCAAUUAUAAAUUAUCGGUAUCUCCCUAAGUAUACCCCAUACCAGUCGGAACUUACCGAAAGCAGCUACGUGCCAACCAGAAAAUGUUAUGGUGUGGGCUGUUCCUCGUUUUCAGACGAGACUAGUGAUUUUGGUAACGUAAAAUACGAAGGGUCGACCUAUACAUCCUCUAACGGAAACGGAGAUUCAGGAAAGUCUGGCUCAACCUAUUCAAACGCUGCUGUAGGUUAUAAGGAUAAUUCCGACGAUAACGCCAAAGAAUGGAAGGAUUAUUCGCAAAAAGGAAGUAAUCAAGGCCCAGUCACGUACUCCGGUGGGAGUAUCAUUCAUCCUGCGCAUGAAAAAGCUCACAGCGCACCAGUUGCUUCGGUAUCUUCACCAAAUCAGAAUAAAAGUCCUCAAAGCAACAACCCCCAAGAAACUAGAACGUACCAGGUGGCAGACAACGAUGGCAGCCACGACGCGCUCAACUACGACUUUGCUGGCGCUGAAUUUAAGGGAAGACCAUCCUUCGGAAUGUACCCUUACUUGGACACUGGAGAGAUGCCAUUUGAUUUUGAUGAAGGUUUUGGUGAUAAAAUACACUUCCCACAAAACGGUCAACCUGACAAAUAUCCUCCACACCCCGGUCUCUAUCCCCAUUAUCCUUACGGUGGUAAUGGUGGAGGCGGAGGUGGUACUGGAAUUGCAUCUGGAAACGGAGGAGGAGGUGGCGGUAGCGCUGGUGGUGGUGAACAACCUGCUGGAUUGUACCCUUACGCUAGAAAAGGGGAGGUAGGACAUGUAUAUGCAUACGGAAACUACCCUUACUAUUUCGUGAACAAUGACGGUCAUAUCUAUAAAGCGGAAGAACAAAACAAGGGCGGAAAAAAGGGUGAAACUAAGUACAAGUCGGUCCAUGGGUACGACAAGGGUGAGAAAGGCUCCCACGCGACUGAUACAAGCAAAGACUUCUUUAAUCACAAAGGUGGUAACAAAAAGGGUAGUUACUCCUCCUCAGACUUUGGCGGCAACAAAUUCGAAGAAACCAAAAAUUACGAGGGUGGAAAAGCCCAUGAAAACAAAGGGCAUAGUAAAGGUACAAAGGUAACCGGUUAUCACAAAGUCUUCGACAAGGACGAAUUUAAGAAGGAUAACACGUUUUACGACGAGGCAGACGAAAGAGGACAUUUCAAGAAGUUUGGCAAAAAUUAUGGUCACCAUGGCGCGUCCGAGGGUGCACAAACGAACGGUGGUAAAUUGGUUUCGGGAUACCAGGAGAAAGGAGGCGGCGAAAAGAAGGCAUUUAAUAAGGAUCAGUACUCCGAAAAGGAUCAAGGGUUCACUGGCAAGAAGGGUGAGGAUGCGUACCACGAUAAUCAUGCCGGAUUUAAAGGAGAACAAGAGAAAAAAAAUGGAAAAACUUUCGAAUUCGGUGGCCAGAGUGGACAAAGUAGUGGUAUCGCAGGCGGCGGACAAGGGGGUGGAAGUUUCAUUUAAAACACCCCGUGAUUGAACACUUAAUUACAAACCAAAAAUGUACAUACAUAUACAUAUUUUUGUAUUUAGGUAACUAUUUAUUUGCCUUUGUAUCUUCUAGUGCUUAUAUAGAUUUUAGCAACAACUUUUUUAAUUCUUUGUCAUAUAAUAUAGCCAAUAUAAUA